UAUUAUGAUAUUCUUAAUUAAUAAAGAAAUUACCUUUUACUGUUUACUCACCAUAUAUCAGGCGUUUUGCUGGUUGCUUUCUGUAUGAUUUUCUCACAUUGCAUCUCAGUACAUUAACUAUACUCAUAGAUGUGCGAAAACAUGCCAGCCCUGGUUGGUUGGAAGACUCUGAAUUACUGCUCUGAUCUGCAAUUUACUCCUUGUAACACAAUGAUUCCUGCUGACUUACGGUAAGGCUUAUUUUGAGGAUUAUUUGAGAUAAUGAAUGUGAAAGAACUUUGAAAAGUAGAUGGGGCUAUGCUAUACUGUUACACAUUAGUAACAUGAGUUAAAGGAAAACAGAAAGAAAACCCAGAAUAGUCCCUGUGACCGUCUCAUUUGUUCAUCACACUUUUCUUGAAGGCACUUUGCCAGGCCCUGAAGUCGGACCUCCAGGAGCGCGGUGUAGCGGGCGGAAGGCAGAGGGAGCUCGCAGCCAGAGGGACAACGCCACAAUGAGGCCGGAGCCACUCGCUUCCCGCGAUCCGCUCCAGUGGGAGCCAGCGAUCCCAGGGACAACGCCACAAUGAGGCCAGAGCCACUCGCCUUCCCGGAGGGCUGCUCCCGGGGACCCGCACACAGUCCGCCAGGUUCAUGGCUAAGACCUGGACAUCGUCUGCACCUUCCCCGGGAUUCGAUAGUUUCCUCAUGGUGACUCCUUGUUGGGUCUGACUCGUGGUUGCUGGCAGCUCCUGGGCCAGAGACAUGGCUGCUUUCCGAUUUGGGUUUGGAAGGCUGAAUUUUCAUCUGUUGAAGAAAAGGAGUUUCUUGCUGUUGAAACUCAUAGCUUUUGUAUGUUCCGUGCUUCUGUUUUGUGAAUUUUUAAUCUAUUACUUAGUGAUCCUUCGGUGUAAUUGGCCCGAGGUGAAAACUCCAGCCCAUGGCGGGGAACAAGAGACUCUCGAACCUGUCCUGAAAGCCAUGUUUUUGGCUGAUACCCACUUGCUUGGGGAAGUAAGAGGCCACUGGCUAGACAAAUUACGGAGGGAAUGGCAGAUGGAGAGAGCCUUCCAGACGGCUCUGUGGUUGUUGCAGCCGGAAGUCGUCUUCAUUUUGGGAGAUAUCUUCGAUGAAGGGAAGUGGAGCUCCCCCCAGGCCUGGGCGGAUGAUGUGAAGAGGUUUCAGAAAAUGUUCAGACACCCAGGUCACGUGCAGCUGAAGGUAGUUGUUGGCAACCAUGACAUUGGCUUCCACUACCAGAUGAACAGAUACAGGAUAAAACGAUUUGAGAAAGUUUUCAAUCCUGAAAGGCUGUUUUCAUGGAAAGGAAUUAACUUUGUGAUGGUCAACAGCGUCGCCCUGGAAGGGGAUGGCUGCAACAUUUGCUCUGAAGCAGAGGCUGAGCUCAUGGACAUUUCUCACAAGCUGAACUGCUCCCGAGAGGAGCAGCACCCCGGCCAGUGUGGGGAGGGGCCGCCGCUGCCGGCCUCGGCCCCCGUCCUCCUGCAGCAUUUCCCGCUUUACCGGCGAAGCGACGCUAACUGUUCUGGGGAGGACGCAGCGCCCCCGGAAGAGAAGGGCAUCCCCUUUAAGGAGCGCUAUGAUGUGCUUUCUCGGGAGGCCUCACAAAAGCUGCUGUGGUGGCUCCGGCCGCGCCUGAUCCUGAGCGGCCACACGCACAGCGGCUGCGAGGUGCUCCACGGGGCCGGGGUCCCCGAGCUCAGCGUGCCGUCUUUCAGUUGGAGGAACAGAAACAACCCCAGUUUCAUCAUGGGCAGCCUGACGCCCACAGAGUACGCCCUGGCCAAGUGCUACCUUCCCUUGGAGGACACGGUUCUGACCACGUACUGUGCAGCAGCGGGGUUCCUGGUGGUCCUCAUGUUGGUUCACCUUGGCCUUGUAGCCUCACCUGUUCUUUUUGGUUAUAAGCUGCUCAGAAAAUUUAAGACAGUGUGAAGAGCAGGAGACUUUUUGCAUUUAGUAAUCGAUACCAAAGCCAAAGAAACUGAACUUCAGGCAGUGCUCAUGGGAGAUGAGACCCAAGUAGACUGUCUUGAUGCACAUCGCAGAAAUGCUAUAUCAUGGAUGCAAAGGACUGCAGAAUAAAUAGUUGAUUGCACUGUUCUCAUGCUAUGAAAAUGGAACAUGUACUCUACGACAAGUCUGUUUUCUCAUUUUUUUUAAAUAUAUGUGGAAUCAAAGAUUGUAUCUGUACAAUAUGUAAAUGCUAUUUAUUAACGUCAUCACUUGCAUGCACUGGACAGGCCUUCCUUCCCCGGAGGGAGCCAGCAGCCCUGCGGCACAGGGGGCUUAGGUGCGCACACACCAAACACUGGGUUCGCUCCUGUCCUCCUACGACAUUGUUCUCAGAGUCCUAUAUAGUAUAAAGCUGUACAAUGAAAAUAAAAGUACAGACGACACGAGGAGGAAUAUACUGUCUACACAGACUUUUUAAAAUCAGGGUAAUUUUCUCUCUAGCAGACUGAGUUGUUAAAUUGGAACUUAAUGCCUGUCAAUGAUGAAAAUAAAUUUGAAAAAUGGAUGAGGAAGUGUUUUUUCUGUAUUUUAAAAAUAAAUAUCUAGGUAAUUUUAAGCCAGA
Molecule: messenger RNA, 2578 nt
Organism: Myotis lucifugus (little brown bat)
Lineage: Eukaryota; Metazoa; Chordata; Mammalia; Chiroptera; Vespertilionidae
Gene: MPPE1
Product: metallophosphoesterase 1
Exons: 10
Coding region: 745-1935 (396 amino acids)
Biological process (GO): GPI anchor biosynthetic process; endoplasmic reticulum to Golgi vesicle-mediated transport
Cellular component (GO): endoplasmic reticulum-Golgi intermediate compartment
Molecular function (GO): phosphoric diester hydrolase activity
Source: RefSeq, a predicted model, not a curated record